This is a messenger RNA of Ogataea philodendri, 1635 nucleotides long. RefSeq lists its product as uncharacterized. Lineage: Eukaryota; Fungi; Ascomycota; Pichiomycetes; Pichiales; Pichiaceae. Gene Ontology annotation, biological process: carbohydrate transport; transmembrane transport. Gene Ontology annotation, cellular component: membrane. The record is from RefSeq and is a predicted model, not a curated record. Gene Ontology annotation, molecular function: carbohydrate:proton symporter activity. Bases 1 to 1635 code for a protein of 544 amino acids. The transcript has a single exon.
AUGGAAAACGACGCUGGUAUUGCCAUGGCGGUCGGAGGUACCUCCGACGUCAACAGAGUUGAAGCUCCUCUGACUCUUAGAGCUUAUCUCAUGUGUGCUUUCGGUGCUUUUGGUGGUAUUCUGUUCGGAUAUGACUCUGGAUACAUUUCCGGUGUCAUGGGAAUGGACUACUUCAUCCACGAAUUCACCGGAAAAGUGAAACAGGGUGCGGACGAUGCUUCGUACGUUGUCUCAUCCUCCAACAAAUCUCUUAUUACGUCUAUUCUAUCUGCUGGUACUUUUGUGGGAGCCGUUGUGGCUGGUGAUUUGGCCGACAUGUUCGGUAGAAGAACCAUCAUCGUUAGUGGUUGCGCUGUUUAUUCUCUUGGUGUUGUUCUGCAAACUGCCUCUGCCACCAUUGCUUUGCUUGUGGUGGGAAGAGUGAUUGCCGGUGUGGGUGUCGGUUUCGUGUCCGCUAUUGUUGUGUUGUACCUUUCGGAAAUCUCGCCGAGAAAGGUGAGAGGUGCUAUCGUUUCUGGUUACCAGUUCUUUGUCACCAUCGGAUUGAUGGUGGCUUCCUGUGUUGACUACGGUACCGAGCACAGAACCGACUCUGGCUCCUACAGAAUUCCUAUUGGUUUGCAACUGCUUUGGGCUAUCAUCUUGGGAGGUGGUUUGCUCUUGCUCCCAGACUCCCCAAGAUACUACGUCAAGAAGGGCCAGUUCGACAAGGCUGCUAAGGUUCUUUCCAGACUCAGAGGACAGGCCGUCGACAGCGACUACAUCCAGGAGGAAUUGGCCGAGAUUGUGGCCAACCACGAAUACGAACAGAGCGUUAUCCCAACCACCAGUUACAUUGGCUCUUGGGCCGCCUGCUUCACCGGUGGCCUCAGAAAGCCAUCUUCCAACCUCAGAAAGACCAUCUUGGGUACCUCGCUGCAAAUGAUGCAACAAUGGACCGGUGUCAACUUCAUCUUCUACUUCGGUACCACUUUCUUCCAGGAACUGGGCACCAUUAGCAACGAGUUCCUUAUUUCCAUGAUCACCACCAUCGUCAACGUUUUCUCCACUCCAGUUUCGUUCGUUACCAUGGAGAAAGUUGGACGUCGUCCAUUGAUGAUCUACGGUGCUCUCGGUAUGGUUGUGUGUCAAUUCAUCGUUGCUAUUGCUGGUGUUGUUGAUGGAGACAACCACAAAACUGUCAGUGCCAUGAUCGCCUUCAUCUGCAUCUACAUCUUCUUCUUUGCAUCGACUUGGGGUCCAGGAGCCUGGGUUAUUAUCGGUGAGAUCUUCCCAUUGCCUAUCAGAUCCAGAGGUGUUGGUCUCUCGACCGCUUCCAACUGGCUUUGGAACUGUAUUAUCGCCGUUAUUACUCCAUACAUGACCGACAAGGACAAGGGUAACCUUGGAGCCAAGGUGUUCUUCAUCUGGGGAUCCUUGUGCGGAUGCUGCCUGUUGUACGCCAUUCUGUUGAUCCCAGAAACCAAGGGUUUGACUUUGGAGCAGGUUGACAAGAUGCUUGAAGAGACUACUCCAUUGACUUCUUCCAAGUGGAAGCCACACAGCACCUUCGCUGCCGAGCUUGGCCUUGCCAAGGACCAGAAGGAGGAGGCUGCCGAGUUCCGUGAGAAGACCAGUAUGGAGGAGAGUGUCUAG